Coniophora puteana RWD-64-598 SS2 is the source of this 3522-nucleotide messenger RNA. RefSeq lists its product as uncharacterized. The transcript is spliced from 7 exons. The record is from RefSeq and is a predicted model, not a curated record. NCBI's taxonomy places the organism in Eukaryota, Fungi, Basidiomycota, Agaricomycetes, Boletales, Coniophoraceae. The coding region runs from base 182 to 3295 and encodes 1037 amino acids.
AUUCCGUCCCACACCAGCAGGCCAUCCUGCAAUAGACAAAACAAGACGCGCAUUUGUUACCCGAGUGAGCAGCCGCCGGCGCGUCGAGAUUCGGAGAUUAUAGGACAGAACGGAGAGAUUCGUUUGGCUGAGAAUAGACAGCGAGACGGAGAAGUGACAGUGGACGAUCGAGAGUGCUGAUAUGCCGUACCCGAUGCCAGUCUCGGCCCACGCCCCUCAGCCCCACUUCCCCGCAUUUCCCAUAUCCCAGUCAUCUGCACACCAGUCCUCGUCUGCACGCCCCUCGACCAGCUCGUCCAACAACAACAAUGCUGCCUCCACCUCAGCUGCACCGCCGUUCAAGGCACCCGCACACAAACACGCCCACCACCUCCACUCCAUCCCUCCACGCGAGAAGUCCACCCGCACACUCAUCGUAGACCACAUGCUCUGGGUCCACGCACGCACCCGCUUCGCCCAGGCCCGCGCAGAGCUCGGCAUGGCAGACCGCACCGGCGGGCCCUCCGCCCCCGCCUACCGCCAUCGCGAGCGCCCCGAGUCCUACGACGAGGAGGACGAAGCCAUGAGCGACGGCGAGCCCGUGCACAAUCUCAAAGCGCGCGAGGGCGGCCCGGAUCAUCCUUAUAACGAGGACGAGGCGACCAGACACGAGAAGCAGGAUCUCGUCCUCGCCCGCAGUCUGCGUCUGAGAGCCGAGGGCCUGGAGAAGGUCGUGCAUUCGAUGCUCGACCAGCCGCCCCCGAUUAUACACCCGAUCAUGGACGACGACGCGGGGCCGGGCCCGUUGGCGUCUCCGCCGUCCUCGCCCAAGCUCGCUGCCGCAGGCACGGGCGGGUCGUCGUCCCCGAAGAGACAGUACAAUGGGGGACUAUUGGCGCAGACGCCGCACCCGCACACGCUGCCGAAUGGUGUCAGGCUCCGGCUGGCGCUGGGCACCGUGAUCAAUGACCUGUUUGCGAGGCAGGCGCCGCCGCCGCCGUAUAGGCAUCAUCACCAUCCUACGCCGAUUAAUAUCAGCUCGACUGCGUCCGAUGGGCCGACGCCGGGCAAUUCGCCCGUUAUGCAAAAGAUGAGUACGCCCGGGUCGUACAGAAGUCCGUCGACGUCGGGAUUUGCGGGUACGCCGGGGGCGGCAGAAGGCUCGAGAGGAGGAGGGGGCAGCGGUGAAGUGUUACCACCGUCGUUGCAGGUGUUGUCGGUUAUUAGUGCGGGUCCUGUGGGGACGCAUCUGGAGACGAGUUCGCCGAGGGGCGGCAUGCACCCCUACCACUCCACAAGCACAACCCCCAACCCCGCUUCCACUCCCGCCCCCAACACACCCACCGUCCCCGUCCCCUCCGCACGCGUCCGCGCCCUGUACGAAGCCGGCGCCGACCCAUCCACCGCCAACUCCCCACCUGCCUUCCGCUGCCCGCGACACCUGCACCAGGGCUGCGAAAUCUGCGUCGAAGCGAAGCAGCCCGUGCGCCCCGUCGGCGGGCCCGGGCGCAUGCGCGGGCUCUCGCUCUCCUAUGUGAGCGACUCGGGGAGGGGAAGGAGCACGGGUAUGGGCGGGUAUGGAGGCGGUUUUGUGCAUGGUGGCACUGGAUCUGGAGCUGGAAUGGGCGGCAGCGGGCUGGGUGUCGGUGCGGGCGAUGCGCCGCCUGGGGGCGGGAUUACGGGGUGGCAGGACGGGAGCGGGAUCGGGAGUGGGUUGGCGAGGCCGGGUGUGCAUGGGAGUGUGUUGAGGAGGAAGAGUAAGUGGCCGCAGGGGGAUCCGGAGGGCGAGGGCGCGGGGGGUGGUGGCGCGGGUGGCGCUUCUGGGGCUGCUGGCGCCGGCGCUGGUGGGGGUGGGAAUGGGGGUGCAGGGGGCGGAGGUACGGGAGAUGCUAAGGGAGGCGGGACGGGCGCGGGCAAUACGCGUAUCGCGGAGCUUGUUCCGCGGUUUGUGAGGCUCAGCGCGCUCGUGGCGAUGGAGCUCGGCCAGGAGCUCAAGGACGGGGAGUACACCGCCGAGUCGUCGGGUUGGAUCAAUAUUUCCUCUGGGGCCUCGUCGGCCGGGGGUCAUGGUCAUGGUGUCCCCGUCACGCCCACGCCGACGUACGCCGCUUUACCCGGAGCGGGGACGCCUGGCGGCGGCGGGGCGAGGCGCAACAGGAGCCAGAGCAUCUCACAAUACGCACGGCCCGGCAACCACAAUCAAAAUCAAACGCAAGACCAGCAAAACGACGAGCAAGCCAUCCCGCUCCGCCCGAGCAAAGAGUGGUACGCGCUCUUCGCCGGGCUGCUCACGCGCGCCGCGCUCGAGGGCUACCUCACCGGCGGCUGGCGCGGUCUUGCGCCCGUCGAGUGUCUGCUCAGCGUCGGGCUCGGGCUCGGCGGCGAGGACGCGUCUGGGUAUGGGCCGUCGAGCGGGGUGUCGCCUGCGCCCUCUGGUCCUGGCCCGACGGCGGGGAUGGCGGCGGGCUACAGCCAGAGUGGGUUCGCGCAGGGGUGGUUCCCUGAGGGGCUGCCUGCUGCGUGGCGUGCUGCUGUUCCUGGUGGUGGACGUUCGGCUGCUGCUGGACCUGGCACCGGGACUGGCACUGGCACUGGAACGGGCACGGGGACGGAGGAGAGCACGGAGCGGGGCGAGGAUGAUGAAGAUGGGCGGAGUGGCAGUGGGAGCACUAGCGAGGAAGAGGAGGCGGACCGCGCGUUCGAGUGGUUUGAUCCGGAUGAGCUGCCUAGUCUGAAGGCGGCGACGCGGAUCAUGUUUCCGUCGCUCCAGAGUGGGGGUGCGCAAGGCCAGGGGCAGGGGCAGGGGAAAGACGGGGCGGAGAGGGAGUUUGCGGAGGAGAUGGGGGAGCGGUUGAGGAGGUUCUAUGCGAUUCCACAGCGCACGCCGGAUCUGUCGACGCACAUGGAGGACCUCGCGUGGCAUUACCCUGCUGAGCCCGUCGAGCGCGCCGCGCUGCGGUUCUGCGAGGCGAUCGCGAAAUGGAGGGGCAGGCCCGAGCUCGAGACGUACAAAAAGCGGCACAAAGACGUGCCCGCCGCGAUCACGAUCGAGUCGCUCGUGCACUCGAACCCGACGUCGCCCACGUCGAACGCGUUCCCGCCGACAUCAGCGACGAGCAUCGCCGCUGCGGCUGAGGCUGCGCAGCGCCAGCGCGAGAGAGAGCGCCCGCCGAUCGAGCGGUAUUUCACGCUCCCAUCGCCUGCGUCUGAGCGGGAGCGGGAGAACGUCGGUGGGAGAAAGAGGCGGAGGAGCACGGACGAGGGGGACCGGUACGAGGGCGGGAGAGGUGUGCGGCCCGGGCAGGCGGUGGCGUAGCUUUGUGGUUUUGGCGGUUGGCGGUGGCGGCCCGGGGAGGCGCACAGGAGUUUGUGAUUGCGAUUGGUUUUGAUCGACUAGCUUCGCUUUCGUUUUGUUCAUAUUUAUGCACUAUUUUUUCUUCCUACCGUUUAGAGGUAUUUAUUUCCUGCACAUGCCUUUUUGCGACUUUUUUCUCGGUUGAUGUUAUGCUCGUGGAUACCUUACAUGCAUUAGCUUCGGCUUCC